Messenger RNA from Elaeis guineensis (African oil palm), 2052 nucleotides. RefSeq names its product transcription factor bHLH144. The record is from RefSeq and is a predicted model, not a curated record. NCBI's taxonomy places the organism in Eukaryota, Viridiplantae, Streptophyta, Magnoliopsida, Arecales, Arecaceae. Gene Ontology annotation, molecular function: protein dimerization activity.
AAUAAAGUCUUUGUCCGAAAAAAGGGAAAAAAAAAAAAGCAGCAAGAUUUAUACGAGAGUACCGCUCGUAGAUCUGCGCCUGGUAUUCCAGUUUGGGACGCACCAGCCCGCUCACUUCCAUACACCGAUUGUCUCCUCGACCAAAGUAAAACUAGAAAGCCCUCCCCCCUUGUCCGUAUUUUUCCUCUGUUUUCUCUUCGAUAUCUCACCUUCUAUUCGUCCGGAAGUGGAGUGGAUCCCAGCUUUCAAGCGCUCCCUCCCUCAGGAGUUAGAAUCGGACGGUAUGCCGUGGGUGUCGUGGACGGCCAACUACUAUGGGAAAUGCUGGAGCAGGUGGAUAUUGAUCAUCGGGGGUUCUCUGUUUUCCGAAUUUUGAACAUAUCGGUUUCAGGAAGUUAGAAUGUACGUUGGCGUCAACCUGAAGAUAAAUCGGACAGUGAAGAAGGCUGGAGACGUCAUAAUGAGCGUUAGAAUGAUCGCAUAUUAUCAAUUGAUGCAAGUUUGCCAGGCUGAAUACUUCCGCCAGUUGCUUAAGCCUGUCACGUAGAUUGAACUCCUAGUUUGAACAUAAGUUGAUCUGCAGCUCGUGAGCACCAGCCUUUUUUCUUUUUUUUUUGGCUUCAUUACUUGAUCCAUCACAAAGAACUCUCUGACGAAAUCAAAUCAAGAAGAGAUCGGCCUCAUGCAAGAUAAACUCUUCCUUGUUGUUAGACUCAGAUAGCUACUCUGGCUGAGUUGUUUGAUUAAAGAAUUUCACCAUUUCCAACUUAAUACCAUCAGAUCGUUCUUACCAACAGCAGUUAAAUCCGGCCAAGGUUAAAUUCAGGGUAGAUCAUUCUGAUUAACAGCAUCGUAGUUGUUCGACAAGAUUUGGUAGGGACCUAUGCAGAGAGAUUCGAGAUUAUUUUCUAAGAAGGCCUCCCAAUCUCGUGGUUAUGAAGUGGGCAGUCAUGCUCUUGAGUCCUCUGCAGGUGCUUGCUAUGCUGAUGGUGCCACAGCGGUCCCUUCCUCUGGCCAAGCUCUGACAGGCAUGAAGCAUCAUGAGUUUCCUGGGCCGCUUAAUGGAGUUGAGUUCCAACCCUCUGAAACGUGUCCUAAGAACUUUGUCAUCUUUGACCAGACAUGUAACAAAAGCCGGGUCAUGUUCCACCCUUCCUUGGCCCACAAUUUUGGCUCUUCGAGCUUUGGUAUCGAUGGAGGUCAUGCCCAUGAAGCUGGCAAAAGUAUCAACAAAGAUAAUGGCAGCAAGGGAGAAUAUCACUCUCCUUACACAGAGGACACAGAAGACAUCGAUGCAUUGCUGAGUUCAGAAGAGGAAGAAGAUGAUGAUGAUGUGGUCAGCACCGGGCGGACUCCGGGCAAUUGGGGAGGCACUUCUUUUUCAGAUGGAAUGAAAUGUACCAAGUUCAAUUCUACUAAUGCCAGCAGCAGCAAGACUAAAAAGGAGAAAAUGAAGAAGAUGGUUAGAACACUUCGGGGAAUCAUACCCGGUGGUAGAGACCAAAUGGAUACACCUGCUGUUCUUGAUGAAGCUGUUAAGUACUUGAAAUCCCUCAACGUGGAAGUGAAGAAGCUUGGAGUGCAGAAUUUUGACAGCUGAGAUGGCACGCAUUUGUGGUAAUCUCACUAACAGGAAAUGGAAAAUCCUCUAAAAGCAUAAACUCUCAUGAUGCUGUAUGUGGGUUGUGUGUGUUCUUUAUGCCCCACAUAUACUGUGGCUUUAUGCUUCAUGAUGAGAGCAUGGGAGGAAGCUUUAUGUGCCUAUUGGAUGGGGAUAUGGAACGGGUGGAAAUCUGCGCACCUUCUCUUUUGUGCUGGGUCUUGGUAUCGCACAGGCGGUUUGGGUGCUUUUUGUGUGGUUUUGUACUUAUAAGGCUAUGCCUUUUCUCCUCUUGCCCCCCCCCCCCUCUUUCAUAGUAUGGUGGGCAAUGCUUAUAUGAUGUUAUUAUUCUGUAUGAUUCUCUAUUAUGUCGGCCAAACCACUUUCUUUAACCUUUAAGACCACAUCUUUUUAGCAGCCAAUCUACUAUAUGAAAUUCCCAACUCUAGUUA